AUGGCACUGUCCUCACCACUUUUAACAGGGAAUCUGGGAAAAGUUGCAAAGUCUACACCUUUAGUAAGGCUGGGACCUUGUUUACCUGGUGCACCUUACGCUACUUCUAAAGAUGGCACAGCUCGGACAUCCAAUCUUCAACUUUAUGACUUGAAAAUUGGGACAUGUUUGAAGUUUUUAAUCCAGAAAAAAAUGCAAAAUUGGUGUUCAUCCUGGUCAGAAGAUGAAAAUUUUUGUCCCUGGAAUGUUAACAAUGAAGUUCACUUCUUUGAAAACAAUUUCAACAUAAUUGCAAAUAAAUUAAAUUUGCAGAAAAUUCAUGAUUUGGUGUUAUCACCUGGACCCCAGCCAUACAAGGUGGCUAUCUAUGUUCCAGGAAGCAAAGGAGUACCUUCGUAUGUUAGAUUGUAUCAGUACCCCAACUUUGGUGGACCUCAUGCAGCUUUAGCCAAUAAAAGUUUCUUUAAGGCUGAUAAGGAUACAAUGCUAUGGGAUAAAAAAGCUACUGCUGUCUUGGUAAUAGCUAGUACAGACGAUAAUAAGACAGGAGCUUCCUAUUAUGGGGAACAGACGUUGCAUUACAUUGCAACAAAUGGAGAAAGUGCCAUAGUGCAACUUCCAAAAGGUGGCCCUAUUUAUGAUGUGGUUUGGAAUUCUAGUUCUAUUGAAUUUUGUGCUGUGUAUGGUUUUAAGCCUGCCAAAGCAGCACUUUUCAACUUGAAAUGUGAUCCUGUGUUUGACUUUGGAACUGGUCCUCAGAAUGCAGGCUCCUAUAGCCCUCAAGGACAUAUAUUAGUACUAGAUGGAUUUGGAAAUCUGAGAGGACAAAUGGAAGUAUGGGAUGUUAAAAACUACAAGCUUAUUUCUAAACCAGUGGCUUCUGAUUCUACAUAUAUUGCUUGGUGCCCAGAUGGUGAGCAUAUUUUAACAGCCACAUGUGCUCCCAGGUUACGUGUUAAUAAUGGGUAUGAGAUUUGGCAUACUGGCUCUGUAUUGCACAAGUAUGAUGUGCCCUCAAGUAGAGAGCUAUGGCAGGUUUCAUGGCAGCCAUUUUUGGAUGGAAUAUUUCCAGCAAAAACAAUAAUUUACCAAGCAGUUCCAAGUGAAACCCAGUGAGGAAAUAAAGUUGCAACAGCAUAUAGAUGCCCUGCUUUCAGAAAUAAGCCAGUCACCAAUUCCAAGCUGCAUGAAGAGAAGCCACCUCAGAACAUGAAACCACAAUCAGGAAAUGAUAAACCCUCAUCAAAAACAGCCCUUAAAAAUCAAAGGAAGCACAAAGCAGUUAAGAAAGCUGCAGAGCAGGAAGCAAGAAGCAACAAAAGUCCAGAUUUGCCAUCUACUCCUGUGCCACAAAGCACACCACGAAACCCGACUACUCAGUCAACUUCUGGAGACCUGGAGGUAGACAAAAAAAUCAAGAACCUAAAGCAGAAACUGAAAGCAAUUGAACAACUGAAAGAACAAGCAGCAAGUGGAAAACAGCUAGAAAAAAAUCAGUUGGACAAAAUUCAAAAAGAGACAGCCCUUCUUCAGGAGCUGGAAGAUGUGGAAUUGGGUGCUUAA
This is a messenger RNA of Lepus europaeus (European hare), 1563 nucleotides long. Its product is annotated as eukaryotic translation initiation factor 2A-like. The record is from RefSeq and is a predicted model, not a curated record. Gene Ontology annotation, molecular function: mRNA binding; translation initiation factor activity; tRNA binding. Gene Ontology annotation, biological process: translational initiation. Lineage: Eukaryota; Metazoa; Chordata; Mammalia; Lagomorpha; Leporidae. Gene Ontology annotation, cellular component: cytosolic small ribosomal subunit.